CAGUGAAAAUUCGUAAUUUCAUGAAUUAAUCUUCUUGUGAAAGAAUUGUGGUCAAUUUGUGUAUUUUUGAUUACAACAACUUAGUAAGGUGUGACAAUGUUGCGACCAAGGACAAUACUGCAGCAGAUGCGCGGGGCGCACUCCGCCACGUGGAAGAAAAAUCCUGAGCUGGACAAGAUAAUUCGCGUGGACCACGCGGGCGAGCUGGGCGCGGACCGCAUCUACGCGGGCCAGAUGGCGGUGCUGGGCCGCACAGCGGAAGGCCCGCUCAUACAGCACAUGUGGGAGCAGGAGAAGAAGCACCGGGAGAAGUUUGAAGAGCUCAUUUGCAAGUACCGCGUGCGGCCCACCGUCAUGACGCCCCUGUGGAACGUCGCCGGAUUCGCGCUGGGAGCCGGAACGGCACUGCUAGGUAAAGAAGCAGCAAUGGCGUGCACUGUCGCUGUAGAGACGGUCAUAGUCGACCACUACAACGACCAGCUGCGCACCUUGAUGGCUGACCCCAACGUCGACAAGGACAUCCUCGACACCAUCACCAAGUUCCGUGAUGAAGAGCAGGAACACCACGACACGGGCAUCGACCACGGCGCAGAACAAGCACCUUUCUACAAGGCUCUUACCGAAGUUAUCAAGGCGGGUUGCAAAGUUGCUAUUGCAAUAUCCAAAGCCGUGUAACAAGUGAUAAUUGAAACAGGACUUGGUACUCAGAGUUGUAAAGUAAUCACUUAGUUCCUGACUGUAGAUUUAAUAUGAGGAAUCUACGUUACAAGUUUAAAUAACCGGUAAAUGACUAUUGAGUACGGGAAUUAAAGUUACGCCUCGUGUGCCUUAUGUAACAUUCCUGAUGGCAGUUUUAGGUAACUACUCUAACAGGGAAUAUUUUAAUUAAUUUUCAUUAUUACAAUAUUAUUUUGACGAGUUAUCGUCGAUUCUGCUUGCAACAAAACAUUAGUUGUGAGGAGAAUUGAAAUUGCAAUUUGAUUUAGAUAUUUUUAAAAUGCACUUAACAUACAAACUUUACAAUUAAGUAACGAUGUCAGUUAAGCAUAUUCGUUUUGAAAUUAGUUGUAAUAAAUUUGUAUUAAUA
Molecule: messenger RNA, 1087 nt
Organism: Papilio polytes (common Mormon)
Lineage: Eukaryota; Metazoa; Arthropoda; Insecta; Lepidoptera; Papilionidae
Gene: Coq7
Product: 5-demethoxyubiquinone hydroxylase, mitochondrial
Exons: 4
Coding region: 97-675 (192 amino acids)
Biological process (GO): determination of adult lifespan; regulation of gene expression; regulation of reactive oxygen species metabolic process
Cellular component (GO): mitochondrial inner membrane; nucleus
Molecular function (GO): 3-demethoxyubiquinol 3-hydroxylase activity
Source: RefSeq, a predicted model, not a curated record